This is a messenger RNA of Solanum dulcamara, 1704 nucleotides long. RefSeq lists its product as uncharacterized. NCBI's taxonomy places the organism in Eukaryota, Viridiplantae, Streptophyta, Magnoliopsida, Solanales, Solanaceae. The coding region runs from base 86 to 1582 and encodes 498 amino acids. The record is from RefSeq and is a predicted model, not a curated record. The transcript has a single exon.
GGUGGAAUAUUGAAAGCUACUAAAAGAGAGAGAAACACACCCACACCAAAAAAGAAAUAUAUAUCUAGAGAGAGAAAGUGAUAAUAUGGGUAUGGGAUUUACACCAAAAAACAAAGAAAGCACCACCAAAAUCACCACCAACAACAAUAGUAGUAGUGAAAGUUGGGGAAUGGGUUUUCUUUUCAUAUUUUUCCCAGAAGAGGAAGAACGAGAAGAGAAAACCCCCAAUUUCUCUUUCACAAAUUCAUCAUUAUCAUCUUCGUCCUCCUCGUAUUCAUUCAAAACCAUUAAUGCAAUUCGUAAUCGUUCAAAUUCAUCUCAUCUUCUUUCCAAAGCACAAUCUACAAUUUCAAUUUGUCUACUAUUUGUUUUCAUCACUCUUCUCUUCUUCACUCUCUCAACUUUCGAACCCACAAAUUCGUUAAAUCAAAAACAAAAACCCCCAAAUUCAUCUCCUUUUUCAUAUCCAAAUGAGAAAUUGAUUUUACCACCGGCAUUGCAAGGGAUGGGUUUGUUGUAUCGAAGAGGUACGCGAGCCAUGAAUGACCUCAUUGUAGCUCAUGUAAUCGAAUCCGUAACGGAGAUCGACCUCAAAAUCUUCCUCAGGUUGCUGCACAGAUCCGGAAUCACUUCAAAAUCAGAUAUAGUAGUUAUAUUUUCGUCGAAAACGAGCUCAUUUAAUCACGCCAUUAUCGAAGAGAACAAUUCGUUUUCGAAGCUCAUCAAUGGCUACUACUACUACAACGAAGAGGAGGAGAAGAAGAAUUACAACUCGAGUUUUGACCCGAACCAGGUUGUAAAUACGGGUUUUGACCCGGCCCAGUUCGUGAUUUCGAGUAAGAAAGAGAAGGAAAGCGGAGAACCCAUAUGGGGUAAGAAAAAAAUUCGGGGUAAUGAGGAUUUUGGUAAUGUGACUGAGUCAACUCGGUUGAGUUAUGGCUCGGUAGUGGGUUUCGAUGUGGGUGAACUCGACCCGGAGAACUCGUUAUCCGGGUUUUUAGAACAUGUUCCAAUGAAUUUGAGAAGAUGGGCUUGUUACCCGAUGUUAUUGGGUCGGGUACGAAGGACUUACAAGCAUAUCCUUUUAGUAGACGUAAAGGAACAUCUCGUACUCGGUGACUCACUGAGUCAACUCAAGAAUCGUAGUCCGGAAUCUGUUAUACUAAACACAUUACCUACUCGAAAAAAGAACUCGGAGAAAAAAACCGUUAACUCGGGGAUCGUACUCGGUGGGACACGUGGAGUAAGACGAUUGGCGAACGAGAUGUUAACGGAAAUCGUUCGAGCUAUUACGCAACACAAGAAGAGAAACUCGGUGUCCGAAUCGACAUUGUUCAAUCAAAUCGUUGCGAAUGAGUUUCUGUUGAAGAAUGUGAAUUUGAUCGUAUCGGGUGAGUCAACUCAUGAACUGAGUUCACUCACUGGGUUGAUGAACUCGAAUUUGAAAUCGGGUUCGAGUUCAUUUUUCAUUUCGAAAUUUCCAAUUGUUAGGCGUGGGAAUAGUAAUUUGGAUAUUAGUUAUGUUUUUAAGAAGUAUUUGUGUUCUUCUCCUUUGGAUUCUAUAGCUUAUAGUGAUUGCUAGUAGUUAAGAGGAAAAAAAAAACAUAGGUUUAAUAUUUUUGUUGUUGUAUAUUUUGGAAAGGUUUUGUAAUAUUUUGUUCAUAAUACAAUUUGUUUUAAUAACAUUUUGAUUUUGGUGUUGAA